AUGGGAACGAUCCCUCCAACGCUUUUAAUGAGCAUGUAUUUGUCAGAAGUAGCUUUAUAUAUCAAUUUUCUCGAUGAUUUUUUUCGUAAAAAAACAGAUCAUGACACUGUUGACAGACUAUCAUCACAGUCCUUGGUCGAAACAUGCUUGCAACUACUCGACAAAGAACGAAUUGAGUUGCUGACUGUCCAAGUAGCAACAAUGAUUUCUACUGUUCUUUCCACAACUCCUCAAACAGAUAUCGAUAAAAGUGAAAUUUUUCGACUUGAACAAGCCUUACUGACAAAGACGGGUAUAAGUGAAUCUGCACAUCCUGUUGUCCUUGAAUGGCUUAACUAUCAAGAUGACAAAUUCUUUUGCUCAUUUGCCUAUCAAGGUGCUUUACUAUUAGCCUCAUCCAAAAUUUGGACACCAACGGUUAUCAAAAUAUGUUGUGAUCUACUUAGUAGUGAAAAUGAUCCGCUUCGUGAUAGAGCUGUCAUCUUAAUUCGUAAUCGAAAAUGGUGCUCUGAAAAUCAAAGUAUCAGUAUAGUUAUCAACUGGUUUUCUCAGUGGAACAAGCAAGAAACAAAAUCGAUCGCGCAAGUUGAACAUCUCUUUGCUAUUCUCGACAUACAAACGAUCGUACAAGUAAGCACUUGUUUACUUGGUUUUUGUACAGUUGUGGAUAGUUGUUAG
This is a messenger RNA of Didymodactylos carnosus, 678 nucleotides long. NCBI's taxonomy places the organism in Eukaryota, Metazoa, Rotifera, Eurotatoria, Philodinida, Philodinidae. The record is from the annotation of a GenBank genome assembly.